CAAUGCUGGAGCAGAAGAUGCAGAUAGCAGAGAAAUACGAUUGGCAGAUGUUGACCUCUGACAGUUUCCGCCAUGCCUGUAACUGGCUGCUUCAGACAUGUGACCCCACAUGUGUGUUGGUGGAGAGGUCGUCAUCAACUGCUCUAGGCAUUAGGUUGAUUAAGGCAGCGUCCGGAUUUAGUGUCCAGUACUCUGGCCAGUGGUCAUCCGAAUUGUCCGCCAAACGUCAGUGUUAUGUUCACACAGUUGUCCAGCUCCUGUGUCAGUGUACGUUUUCAGCCAGCAUCAACCUGGGGACUCUGGCCACCGCUAUACUUAACCUGAUGACAGAAGUGGAAACUGUCGGAGCCUCAGUGGUGGACUUGAGAAUGCAGCAAGACGAAACUUUAGAUUUGGUCAAAGAAAUCUUUGGUUUACUGAACAACUGUAACCCUGAGAACAAUUCCCUGGAUGUUGUCAUGACGACGGUUGUCGAGUGGCUGCAGUCAUCACCACAAAGUAUCCUACUGUUGCCAUGUGUCAAGGCUGCAUCUCGUUGUCUUGCCUCCCACACACAGAUUGUCCGCAUUGUGGAGGAAUGUAUUUAUGUGUACUUCAAGGGAGGUAUGGACCAGACAGCUGGUGGUGGCUGGGACCAAGUAUUGGCUGCCAUACAGAUACCGGACCUGAACACUGAAGAGUUCCUGGAGACUGCCCUACACGAGGGGUCAUAUCUGUUGUUAUACGGCUACUGUGUCCUUCAACAAGCCCUCUGUGUAGAUGUUAAAGAAUUUUCUUACCUUGUAAACGUUUUACUGAACUGGAUAAACACAGCCAAACCGACUGCUGACAAUGAGUCGAAGAUGAUGCUGUUGUGCUUCAAGUUCCUAGAACUUGUGAUUCAGCAGCUUGACUUUGGAACCAAACAUGCAAACUGCAUCAAGAGCCUUAAUACGUUUGUGACAUCCCUACACCAGCUAGGCGAGGACAGAGCCUCAACAGGGAUCCUUGGAGCUAUUGGGUUUGGCAAACGAUCCACACUCUCCAUAAAAUUCCGUGUUGUUGCCCGCAGCCUGUCUGCUAUGGUUUCCUCCCAGAUUUACGGAGAGACUGUACUACGCAUGCAACCAAACGAACCACUGGCCAACACCACACAGGCCAAGACUGAGAUUGGAGCUCUUCAGGCCCUGAAGUCCAAUAAACAGUACCAACAACACCGCAGUGAGAUCCAAUCCGCAUGUGAUAUUGUGAAGAAUGAACUUUGCUGUCUGCGGGAUGUGUUCAUACUCCUGCGUAAUUUGUGUGUGGCAUUCUACCCCGACAAGGAAUAUCUCUCUGUGGUUCACCAGUACAAAUAGCUCCAGGUCAUGUGAUCUGAUUCACCAGUACUAAUACUUGGGUGGCUCAAGGUCAUGUGAUCUGAUUCACCAGUACUAAUACCCGGGUGACUCUCGGUCAUGUGAUCUGAUUCACCAGUACUAUAAUACCUGGGUGGCUCCAGGUCACGUGACCUGAUUUACCAGUACUAAUACCCGGGUCACUCUCGGUCAUGUGAUCUGAUUUACCAGUACUAAUACCCGGUGACUUCAGGUCAUGUGAUCUGAUUCACCAGUACUAAUACCCGGGUGACUCAAGGUCAUGUGAUCUGAUUUACCAGUACUAAUACCCGGUGACUUCAGGUCAUGUGAUCUGAUGUGUCACCAGUAGAUUAUUUUUGAAUAUGUGUUAAAGUGUGGCAGGAGAAUGUAUAAUAUUGUUAUUUGACCGACACUUGAUAUCAUUUGUGUACCUUUUCAAUGUGAUGCUAUAAUUCGAUAACCAUGAAUAACCACUCCAUGAAAAUUCUCAUCUUGUGAUACAUUGAUGUAAAUAUCUCAUCUUGUGAUACAUUGAAUGUAAAUAUCUCAUCUUGUGAUACAUUGAAUGUAAAUAUCUCAUCUUGUGAUACAUUGAAUGUAAAUAUCUCAUCUUGUGAUACAUUGAUGUAAAUAUAUCAUCUUGUGAUUCAUUGAUGUAAAUAUCUCAUCUUGUGAUACAUUGAUGUAAAUAUAUCAUCUUGUGAUUCAUUGAUGUAAAUAUAUCAUCUUGUGAUAAAUUGAUGUAAAUAUCUCAUCUUGUGAUACAUUGAUGUAAAUAUCUCAUCUUGUGAUACGUAGUCACUUUAAUAUGAUAAUUAUGAUACAGACCAUUAAUUGUAAUUUCUUCAUUGUGUCAUUGAAAUGAUUAAAUAUCAGACAAAGCUCAUUUCUAAGUUCUACUGUUUAGCUGUCCAGCACUUAUAAAGCGGUAACCGACUCUGUGGUUACAUAUCCAGUAUUAUAAUAAGCAGUAACAUUCUGGGUAUUAUCUCCUGGUGUUGGGUCAGGAUUAAAGCUCCGGACCAUCACAGGAGAUGUAGUACUCCGGACCAUCACAAGAGAUGUAGCACUCCCAACAGUGCCAAGUCUCAUUAGAUCAACAUAAAGAAGCAUUUCUCCGGUGAUAUGAUAAGUAAGAGUUUCAUGUAGUUACAUUUUUCAUGUCUACAUUUUUCAUGUAGAGUUACAUUUUACUGUUUAAUUUUGUUUACAAUUAUACUUCCAUGUAAAGUCUGUCAAUGUUGUGCAAUUACAUGACCCUGUUACUGAUCAAUGACUUAGAUAUCCCUAUAUUUGACUGAGAUAUCCCUAUAUAUGACUGAGAUAUCCCUAUGUAUGACUAUGACUGAGAUAUCCCUCUAUAUGACUGAGAUAUCCUUCUUUAUGACUGAGAUAUCCAUAUAUAUGACUGAGAUAUCCAUAUAUAUGACUGAGAUAUCCUAUAUAUGACUGAGAUAUCCCUAUAUAUGACUUAGAUAUCCCCAUAUAUGACUGAGAUAUCCCUAUAUUUGACUGAAAUAUCCCUAUAUAUGACUGAGAUAUCCAUAUAUAUGACUGAUAUAUCCCGAUAUAUGACUGAUAUAUCCCUAUA
Molecule: messenger RNA, 2928 nt
Organism: Pecten maximus
Lineage: Eukaryota; Metazoa; Mollusca; Bivalvia; Pectinida; Pectinidae
Product: ectopic P granules protein 5 homolog
Exons: 6
Coding region: 3-1337 (444 amino acids)
Biological process (GO): autophagosome maturation
Cellular component (GO): cytoplasm
Source: RefSeq, a predicted model, not a curated record